This is a messenger RNA of Dermatophagoides pteronyssinus (European house dust mite), 558 nucleotides long. It is a transcript of the gene Polr2I, whose product is annotated as RNA polymerase II subunit RpII15. Gene Ontology annotation, cellular component: RNA polymerase II, core complex. The record is from RefSeq and is a predicted model, not a curated record. Gene Ontology annotation, biological process: transcription-coupled nucleotide-excision repair; DNA-templated transcription; transcription initiation at RNA polymerase II promoter. Gene Ontology annotation, molecular function: zinc ion binding; DNA-directed RNA polymerase activity; nucleic acid binding. NCBI's taxonomy places the organism in Eukaryota, Metazoa, Arthropoda, Arachnida, Sarcoptiformes, Pyroglyphidae.
GAAAAUUUUCAUUGAAUCAAACGCGAGCUGCAUUUUUUUGGUUAACUGAAAACAUUGGUGAAAGUUGAAAUUUUACAAAUCAAAUCAAAUAAUCAUGCCGAUCCUGAAUCUUGGUGAUGAUGAUGGACCAAAAUUUGUUGGCAUCAAAUUCUGUCAAGAAUGUAAUAAUAUGUUAUAUCCAAAAGAGGAUAAAGAUUCUCGUGUUUUACUUUAUGCAUGUCGAAAUUGUGAUUUUAAACAAAUGGCCGAAAAUAGUUGUGUCUAUGUGAAUCGUAUUAUGCACGAGAUUGAUGAAUUGAGCCGAAUCGUUCCGGAUGUUAUUCAUGAUCCAACAUUACCACGAACCAAAGAACAUCCUUGUCCACAUUGUGGCCAUAAAGAAGCUGUAUUUUUUCAAGGACAAUCACGUCGUGCUGAAGAAGAUAUGCGAUUAUAUUAUGUUUGUACCGAACCAAAAUGUACACAUAAAUGGACAGAAUGAUCUCUCUCUCUCUUUUUUCAAGUAUUAUUAGCGAAAAACAAAUGAAAGGGAAAAUUGAAUUUUUUUUUUAUUUUGAU